AAUGAGCUCUUCCGCGUGUGAUCCCAACUCUCUCCUUAAUCUUUCUCCUCCUCCUCAGCUUGAAGAUCUGGAACCCUCGUUUAUUCAUCACAUUCAAUUCUGCAAAUCUUCAUCACUUCUCCUUAAACAAUGACUGAUAACGAUGAUCCAACGAUGAGAGAAUCGGACCCUAUCAUUCACCCUCGAAGGGAGCUAUUCGAGCACGGUCUUCUUCCUAUACCUAAGCUCAUUUUCUCAGAUGGAAAUCAAACCCUAACCUCUAUCAAGGACAAGUUUCUUCAUCUCUCAGCUAGCUCCUCAACUCACCGUGUUGAUUCGAUUGCCAUCUCCGAAACUCUCCAGAUCUCGCUUGAUCAUGCGCGACUCCUUCUGGACACGCUCGCUUCAGUCCUUCACUGCGAUUCUGAUCCCUUAGUGACCGCCGAUUCAAGCGAGGUUGAUUCGGUUGGUGCUGAUGUCUAUCAUUUGUUAUUGUUCUUGUAUAUUCAAUCGUAUAAAAGGCUGCUUCCUCGUACGCACAAGGAUUCGGCUGCUAUUGCUGAUGUCUGGCCUUCCACCUCAGCUUUUGAUGGAUAUUUAUCCGUUCUAUCGCCAUUGCAGCUGGCGAGAAGCAACAGUCGACGAUUUAUGCCUUCUCAAGCUGAUGAAGAGGCACACCAGUUAUGCUAUAUACAGAAGCACUUGGCUAACAUUUUGUCUCUUUUGGCGAAUUCUGUGGAUGGGGAAGGCGAAGAAUCACAGGUUUUGACUAAGGAAAAUUUUGAGUACAUUGGAUUUUUAAUUUACUUUGGAGACAAGAGUUCGGAUAGGAUUCCAUUGAGCCAAGCUGUUCCAUUUUUUGCUAAUUCAGACCCAGAUAUGCCUGCUGCUCCUGUUCCAGCAACUCAAAUUCACGAAUGGCUGCUCCAGAACAUAGAGUACACUACUGAACGGAUUUCUGAAAAGGUUUCUCCAAAAGAAAAUGGGUUAACACAUGAUCAAGAUCUUGCAAUGGUUGAUAUGUCUGCGAAAUCUGCUAAUAUCACAACCAAUGCAAAGGGUCCUUGUGUUGUAGAGGGCAUCUCAAAAUCGUCAUAUGUUCGGCGAGCAUCUGAUAUCAAAGGAUCUUACGUGAAGGUUGCCAAUUGCCAAGAUUCUGUCAUCUAUAUUUUAGCUCCAUUGAGAUAUGCCACCAUUUAUGGAUGCUCCGACACCACUAUAGUUCUUGGUGCGGUUGGAAAGGCUCUAAGAGUGGAACACUGUGAACGAGUUCAUGUUAUUGUUGCUGCUAAACGUGUAUGUAUUGGCAACUGUCGUGAGUGCAUAUUCUUCAUGGGUGUAAAUCAAAGGCCUUUAAUGGUUGGUGAUAACCAUAAGUUGCAGGUGGCGCCAUUUAACACAUUUUACUCACGGUUGGAGGAGCACAUGGAUGAAGUUGGUGUUAAGGCAACUGUUAAUAAAUGGGAUGAUCAUGUUGCACUCGGACCAGUUGAUCCUCACGAUUCUCUGUCUCAUCCUGUGGGUAUAUCUGAUGUUCAAGCUGAAUCCGCCUCCCACCUAGAACCAGACCAAUUCACAAAUUUUUUGAUACCAAAUGGGUUAGACGGUGAAACCUCUGGAUCCACAGAAGUUAAUCCAUUUGCCCUCCCUACCGCUUACAUGUCAUCUCAGCAAAGAAAUUGCGAUAAUUUGGCGGAGAUAAAACACAUGCUGAAAGAAACUCAGCUGGAAGAAAGCAGGAAGAGAGAAUUAUUAAGUGCACUUCAUGUCUACUUCAAGGAUUGGUUAUAUGGUAAAUAUUAUCGUGUUUUACACUACACAAAGCAAAGAUCACUUGCAUUGUUUUAUUUGGUUUUAAAGUCGGUUUCUUUCUUGCAACAGCGACUGGAAACGUUAGACAACUUUAUUGCUUGAUGGGCGAAUAAGUGGAACAUUGAUGACACUUAAGACUGGAGAAGAUGGUAGGCAGUAGGAGUCUGGUGGUUCUCUUUGUGAAGAUUUACAUUAUUAAAUUAUUGUCUUAAAACAAGAUUGAGAACUGUUUUUCUCUUUUUCCUCCCUGUCCAUAGCCCCCAACUUUUUUGAGUUGUUGUACCCUAUUUUAUUUCUUUGUAUUACAAUUUUUGGAGCUGUGGUUCAGAUGGUUCAAAUUGGGCUUAGAUGAUUCCUGA
Molecule: messenger RNA, 2150 nt
Organism: Impatiens glandulifera
Lineage: Eukaryota; Viridiplantae; Streptophyta; Magnoliopsida; Ericales; Balsaminaceae
Product: TBCC domain-containing protein 1-like
Exons: 8
Coding region: 130-1893 (587 amino acids)
Source: RefSeq, a predicted model, not a curated record